AUGAACAAUUUCCAUAAUGUUAACAACGUAAACGCUCUGGCACAGCAACAGGCUCAGCAGAACAGAGUGAAAGUGUCCGUAAGAAAUUGGCAAAAUGCAUCCAUGCAAGACUUACUCAGCUUUGUUAGUAGGACAACUAGAAUUCCAAUUACAAAUGCUCAAGUGGAAGGUCCCCUAUUAGUAGGAUAUGUUAACAAUAAGGACGAGGCAGAGAAGUUGAUGAAGUGGAACGGUGUUAGAUUUUCUGGACAAAAUUUGAAAUUUGAAGUGAUGGAUGGAAGUUCUGGCUCAUCAACCUCCGAAACAAUCACGUUCCUAAGAAAUACUUUAAUUAGAAGAUACGAUCCUCAGACGAAAAUGUUAAACUUGGGUAAUUUAUAUGCAGAUCCCGAAUUAAAUAGUCAUGGUCUUUUCUCCAGUGCCAGUGUGCAGUCCAAAAUGUUCCCAGCCCUAAUGAAGAUUGCCUCUAGGGAAACUCAAUUGGUAGUGGACAGUUUGAAUUUAGCUGAUAAUCAAAUUAAAGACGUGAAAUCAAUCUCAACUUUGGCUCAAACUUUUCCACAUUUGAAAAACUUGUGUUUGGCCAAUAAUCAAAUAUUUAGAUUUCAAUCUUUAGAAAUUUGGAAAAAUAAAUUUAAAGAAUUGAGAGAGUUACUGAUGAUGAAUAAUCCAAUUACAAAUGACAAGAUGUAUAAGUCAGAGAUGCUAAGAUUAUUUCCUAAAUUAGUUGUCCUCGAUAACGUAAUGGUUAGAGAUGAACAGAAAUUAAAUGCCAUUUUUACAUUACCCAUGAAGAUCCAACCAUUUUUUUUCGAAAAUGAUACAUUAGGUUCAUCAUCCACUGAUUUUGUUACAAAUUUCCUUAAUCUGUGGGAUUCAAAUAGAGAACAGCUAUUAAGUCUUUACACUCCACAAUCACAGUUCUCCAUUUCAGUAGACACUUCCGUUCCACCAUCUACUGUCACCGAGGUUGAUUCUAAUCCAUCAUUUGGUUAUUAUUUAUCUCUAUCUCGUAAUCUUUGUAAAGUUUCAGUGGAGAAGACAAUACAACAAAGGCUAUCCAUUGGUCCAGAAGCCAUGAAUAAAUUAUUCAAGUCCAUACCAAUGACCAAACAUCAUUUAAAUGAUAAACCAAAUGAUUAUUCUAUGCAAGUCGCCUCUUACCCUCAAAUCAAUGGGUUUAUAAUAACGUUGCAUGGAUUCUUUGAAGAAACUGCCAAACCUGAAAUAGACAUAAAUGGCAAACCAAAGAGUUCAGGACAAAAUAGAAGUAGAAGAUUUAAUCAUGGUCAUUCUUCUGUCCCAAAUAGAUUAUCUAAGAAAUCCUUUGAUAGAACCUGGGUCAUUGUGCCUAUGAAUAAUUCAGUAGUUGUUGCCUCUGAUAUGUUAACGAUAAGGCCCUACUGUUCCAAUGCAUGGAGUUUACCACAACCGCCAGUUGCUCCGGCAGUUGCUCCAACGGGAGCUCCAUUGGCUAAUCCACCAGCGGGACCUGCCUCCAUGACACCAUCACAGGUUCCUCAACCAGGACAAAUUCCACUCGCCCCCACCUUACAAUUACCACCUGAUGUCCAGGCACGUCUGAAUCCAGUACAGUUAGAAUUGUUGAAUAGAUUGCAUUUACAAACGAAGUUGAAUGCAGAAUAUACAUUCAUGUUAGCAGAACAAAGUGGUUGGAAUUAUGAUGUUGCUUUGAAGGCAUUUCAAUCUAGUGUAACUAACCUACCUAGGGAAGCAUUUAUUCAAUAA
Naumovozyma castellii is the source of this 1749-nucleotide messenger RNA. RefSeq names its product Mex67p (gene MEX67). Bases 1 to 1749 code for a protein of 582 amino acids. The record is from RefSeq and is a predicted model, not a curated record. Lineage: Eukaryota; Fungi; Ascomycota; Saccharomycetes; Saccharomycetales; Saccharomycetaceae. The transcript has a single exon.